UUUUUAAUAAUUCGUAACAAUAUUUGACGUGGUUCAACGAUUUUGAGUGGUUUCCAGUUGUACUAAGAAAUCAAAUUGCAAAAGCUAUUUUUUUUUUAAUAUUAUUCUCAAGCUUUCAACCAAAUAAUAAAAAAUAAAUUAAUUUUUUCAAACAUAUUUUCCAAGUCUCGUGUAAAAAGAAAAAAAUAAGGUUUCUUGCCAAAUUAGAAAUGACGGGGUCUCUGGGGACUGGAAGUGGAAGUCGAAGACAAAAACGAAAGCAACGAGGUCAAAAAGUCAAACAGUUAAUACCACUACCACCCCUCUGUAAACGCCUAUUUCAUUAUCUCCAAUUAUUUCUCUCACGGGCUUCUGAAGCUACAUCUUUUGAAGGAUUCUUUAGAGCUUGACUUUACAAGAGGGCGUGCCAUGGCAAAGUUGUGUUUUUGUUGUUUAUGUGGGUGUUUGUGAUUUGUGAAGAUCGCUAGGCAGAUGAAUUACUGGCAUUUUAUUUGGUUAUUGCCUCUUUGGUUGAGGGAUUUAUUGGGUUCUUCUUUUGCCAAAUCCUGAUUGCAUAGAUUCUUCGGCACCCUACCUUCUACAUAGAAAAGGGAAUAAUCGAAAAGGUAUUGCAGAGCCCUAUAUUAACAGUUUUAAUUAAUCUCAGGCUUUUAUGGUGACGAGACUGCUUGGUGUGUGAUAAAGUCAAGUGGGUGUUGACGAUCUGGAACCUGGAAAGAAAGAAACAAGGAUAAUACAGAGUGUGUUUUUAUCAUUCUAAGCUUGUUUUUCAAGUGGAAUUGGCUGCAGAAUAAAGUUGAGGGAGUUUUUAUCACCAUUGUAAUGGAUACGAUUCAGAAUACAGUUUAUUACUGUUGCGUUCAAAGGAGUAACCGGAUUCUGUACACGCAUAGUGGGGGAGACCAUGAAAUUGAGAAUUUGGCUGCUUUGUGCUUGGAAAGGGCUCCCCCAUUCCACAAGUGGUAUUUCCAGACAAUGCAUAAAAGGACUUUUGGGUUUUUGAUGGAAGAUGGUUGUGUUUAUUUCACAAUUGUUGAUGAGGGUCUGGGUAACUCGGGUGUUCUUCAGUUCCUGGAGCAUGUGAGAGAUGAAUUUAAGAAGGUGGCUAGAAAAGGUUCAAGGGGAAGUUUUUCAAGUAUGAACUCAAUUGGCAUGCAAGAACAGCUAGUGCCUGUCAUCCGCCACUUGAUCACCUCGCUGGAGAAUGUUUCUCAAAGCAGGAGUGAUUGGACAGCUGAAACACCUUCAUCACUUCAUGCAGGUCUGUCUCCAUCACCAAGUAAUGCAAAUGGACAAAUUGAAGCUGCUAGUUCUACAAAAGCCCCUUUGUUGAGCAAAUCUAGCAAGCAAGAGAAAAAGAAGGCAAAGGAUCAUGUGAUUGGAAUGAGAGACAUUGAGUUGGACGAGCACCGAAGAUCUACAGAUAGAGGAGUCAAGGCUGAUUUGGAAGCUCUGGAUUCUAAUAACCAAAGUGCAGUAAGUUCCUCGGUCUCAUUACAGAAGGAUUUAGGCUCAAUGAGGGUCAGACCAGGCUCUCAAAGUAUUCGGAAGAAGUGGUGUCGCCAAGUACGAAUUGUUCUUGCCAUUGAUGCAGCUAUCUGUGUAAUACUGUUCGUGAUCUGGUUAUUGAUCUGUCGUGGUAUUGCAUGCCUUCGUUGAAAGAUUUAUCAUUUCUGUGAGACUUUAGAACUAAAGUACGGUUCCAAAUGUAAGCUGGAAUCAUGACUUGGAAGAUUCCAAUCCAAGUUCUUUGAAGAAUAGUUUCUGCAGGGAAUGAAUGAGUGAAAGCCACAUACCAAUUUGUCCAUGAGAUUUAAUGUAUAUCUGAAGGUAUGCCCCUUAAAACUAAAAUUCAAUGGGAUCGGAUCUAGGAAACACACUGUAUAGUGUCAUUGCUUUUGCAUGUGUAUAUGAAAUAUCCAUAAGAUUUUCAAGUUCUUGGUUCUGAGUGAUUCUAUAUUCUGAUUGUUGAUAUAAGAGAUGUUUUGUAAUCUCAGAAUUUGCUUUGUCAAUUACCUUCUUUUUAUUAAUUUUCAUGCAUGGAAGCAUCCUACUUUUCUUU
Molecule: messenger RNA, 2062 nt
Organism: Corylus avellana
Lineage: Eukaryota; Viridiplantae; Streptophyta; Magnoliopsida; Fagales; Betulaceae
Product: phytolongin Phyl1.1
Cellular component (GO): membrane
Source: RefSeq, a predicted model, not a curated record